AUGGCGUGGCAACCGGCACCCGAGUCUUUGCAGACUCUUAUUGGGUGUCUGAAGGACUCGCACAAUGGCUUUGACAAGGCUGCCCAGAAGCAGGCCGAGAUUAUGCUCGGUCAAGCCAAGGCGUCGCCCGACUUCAACAACUACCUGGCGUUUAUCUUCUCGAACCCUGCCCCCCCGGCCGGUGUCAGCCUCACCGCGAGCGAUUACGGCAUUGUCCGCAUGGCUGCCGGCAUCAUGAUCAAGAACACCGUCAAGAACGCAUAUAAGCAGACCCCUGAUGCCACAGUUGCUCUCAUCAAAGCUGCGGUGCUUCUGGGCCUCCGCGACGAGAACCACCCCGUUCGCAACUAUGCCGGCAACAUUGCGACCGAGAUCAUUCGCCGCGGCGGAGUGUACGCCUGGCCUGAGCUGCUGAACGACCUCCUCAACAUGAUUGGGAACACCGACGGCCACACUACCUCUGCCACCCAAGAGGCGGCCAUGUCCGCCAUGUACAAGAUCUGCGAGGACAAUGCCAAGCUCCUCGACCGCGAGGUCAACGGUCAGCGGCCGCUCAACGUUCUCCUGCCGAAGCUCAUUGAGGCCACGUCCAGCCCCCUGCCCCGCGUGCGCGCCCAGGCAUUGACGGCUCUCGGCGAGUUCAUCCCCCGCAAGUCACAGGCUAUGCUCGCCAACAUCGACGCCCUCCUCAACCGGCUGUUCCUCCUGGCCCCGGAUGCCAACAGCGAUGUGCGCCGCGAAGUCUGCCGUUCAUUUGUUCUCCUGGUCGAGUCACGCGCCGACAAAUUGACUCCCCAUGUGGCGGGUCUGGUUGACUACAUCAUUGCGCAGCAGCAAAAUGAGGACGACGAGGACUUGGCCUGCCAGGCUGUGGAGUUCUGGCUCUCUGCCGGCGAGCACGAGGACUUUUGGAAGAGCAUCGGACCUUACGUCACUAAGAUCGUGCCCUCUCUGCUCGAGGGCAUGGUGUACAGCGGCGAGGACAUUGCUCUGUACGGCAGCGCCUCUGAUGACGACGAGGAAGAUGACCAGGAUGAGGACAUCAAGCCCCGCUUUGCCACACGGAAAACAAACCGGAACGCCAACGGAUCCGCAAACCCUUCCGGCGACUCGGCCAAUCAGGGCAACAACGACUACGAAACGCUCGGUGGCAUGGACGAGGACGAUCUCGAGGACGGCGAAAUUGAGGACGAGGCCGGUCUGGACGCUGACGAUGGCCUCUUUGACGACGGCGGCGACUCGACCUGGAACGUUCGCAAGGGCUCGGCAGCUGCGCUGGAUGUGCUGGCCCGUGAUUUUGGCGACGCCAUGUUUGAGUGCAUCAUGCCGUACCUGACCGUCAACUUGAAGCACCCCGACUGGCCACAGCGCGAGUCGGCCGUCUUGUCGCUCGGUGCCGUGGCAGAGGGCUGUAUCACGGCCGUCACCCCGCACCUGCCGAACCUCGUCCCGUACCUGGUCACGCUCCUGGACGACCCGGAGCCCCUUGUGCGCCAGAUCACCUGCUGGACUCUAGCCCGGUACUCGCAGUGGGCCAUCGAGCUGACCGAACCUGCCCAGACUGCCAGCUAUUUUGUGCCAAUGAUGGAGGGUUUCCUGACGAAGAUGCUCGACAAGAACAAGAAGGUGCAGGAGGCUGCUGCGUCGGCCAUGGCGACGCUCGAGGAGAAGGCCGGCAAGAAACUCGAGCCGUACGCUGGUCCCAUCAUCAAGCAAUAUAUCAAAUGCUUUGAGAAGUACAAGGACCGCAACAUGUACAUUCUGUACGAUUGUGUCCAGACCCUGGCGGAAGCCAUUGGCCCUGUUCUGGCCCUUCCUGAGCUGUCGGGUGAGCUGAUUCCGGCUCUGUUUAAGCGCUACGACAGUGUACCCGACCAGUCGCGUGAGCUCUUCCCACUCCUCGAGUGCUUCUCUUAUGUGGCGAUGUCUCUUGGUAUAGUGUUUGCUCCCUACGCGCAGCCUGUCUUCCGCCGAUGUGUCAACAUCAUCCACCAGAACCUGGAACAGUCCCUGGCAGCAGCCAGCAACGCACAUCUCGAUAGCCCUGACAAGGAUUUCCUUGUCACGAGUCUGGACCUGAUCAGCGCCAUCAUCCAGGCCCUCACAGAAGAGAAGGCCUCGAUGCUCGUGACUGACACUCAGCCGGCCUUUUUCGAGCUGCUCAGCUUCUGCCUGGAGGAUCCCACUGACGAGGUGCGCCAAUCGGCCUAUGCCGUGCUGGGCGACUGCGCCAAGUUUGUCUUCCCUCAGCUGCAGCCGUGCCUGAACACGAUUCUGCCCAUUCUGCUCAAGCAGCUUGACAUGGACAGCAUUUUGGACGAAGAGAUCGACGCGGGCUUCAGUGUCAUUAACAAUGCAUGCUGGAGCGUCGGAGAGAUUGCUAUUCGUCAUGGCAAGGGAAUGGCACCAUACACAGAGGAACUGCUGAAGAGCUGUGUCGAGAUCAUCACCAACCCCCGCGUGCCUCGCGGUGUCAACGAGAACGCCGCCAUUGCGCUUGGCCGCCUUGGACUGGCCAGUGCCGAGGCCCUGGCUCCCCACUUGCACACCUUUGCGGACGAGUUCCUAAUCUCCAUGGACGACAUCGACCCGACCGAAGAGAAAGCCACCGCCCUGCGUGGUUUCACUCUUGUGGUUGCACAAAACCCGCAGGCGAUGGAGAAGGUUCUGCUGCACUACUUUAAAACGAUUGCAACGUACGAGGACAUCAACCUCCGCAGCCCCAUCAAGCAAGAGCUGCACGCAGCCUUCCAAAAUAUCAUCCUGGUCUACCGGCAGAUGAUCCCACAGCUCGACACGUUCCUGGCCCAGCUGACGACUGAGGAGCAAACUGCGUUGAAAACCCAGUACCGCAUCUGA
Molecule: messenger RNA, 2859 nt
Organism: Sporothrix brasiliensis 5110
Lineage: Eukaryota; Fungi; Ascomycota; Sordariomycetes; Ophiostomatales; Ophiostomataceae
Product: importin beta-2 subunit
Exons: 3
Coding region: 1-2859 (952 amino acids)
Biological process (GO): protein import into nucleus
Cellular component (GO): cytoplasm; nucleus
Molecular function (GO): small GTPase binding; nuclear import signal receptor activity
Source: RefSeq, a predicted model, not a curated record